AUGACCACAGCUACGCACCACCAGCACCAACCACCACAACCCCAUCUCGGCUUCGUUGUCGAUACAUACGACCCGGAUGACGUGGUUCCUCGAGGAAGCCCUCUCAUGACCCCGCUUCGUCCAAAGCUCGAGCCGUCUCCAAGUCCUCCCCCAGAUAUUCCUGCAGCUCAAGUCAGUCUGAGUCCCACCUCUAUCGACGGUCGCGGCAAGUCUAAUCGCCACAAGGUUCGUCCCACUUCUGGGGAUGCUGUCCUAGUCGCAUAUCUCGACAAUGGACGCGAUCCCGAUAUAGCACGAGAAGCUGCCCGCGAGAGUCUUCCGGGCGACGAAGACUCACCGGAUGAAGAGCCACGGCGAGAACGGGCCGUCGACGGCAAUCUCAUGAGCGGGCCUCGGCUCCAGCACCUGGCCGCUGACGCUCUACAGGCUGCUUCUAUUGCGACAGCGCCGCCGUCCCUCGCCGCCUCGGUCCCAAAAACGAUCCCCGAUAUAUCGAUACCGACUGGGCAGCUUUCUAUUCAUGACGAGCCCCCGAUCAACGGUUUGUCUGCACCGCGAUACAUUUCCGGUAAUAGAGUCACGUCGCCACUGAUAUCUUCCUCUAAUGGACCCUUGCCGCCGCUUCAUCAUGGAGUUCGCGCUCCAGUAGGCGAGUCCAAGGAGACUCUUCCAUCACAGUCUCUCCCGUCUCUUCGUUCGACUUUUGGUGAGCUCCGAGAUUUGCACCCAGAGCGCCCAUCCGAGCAGGAUCUUGGCCGUGUCCCUCCAGGUCUAUCUUCCACUUUCCCUACUUCUCCAGCUGCAAAUUUAGGGCAUAGGUUUAGUUUGAAUACUAAUCUCCCAUCGUCGCCCCGUUCACCACCAGAUGGAUACCGAACACUCUCCCCUCACUCUGCGCCAAGUGCGAGUAUGCAUUAUUAUCCGACAAACGGUUCUCACCCUCGCGCUCCGACCGAAUACAGUAGUAGCAAUGCUGGCGAGACUCCGAAUACCGAUCACUCUGCUUCCACCCCUGCCACAUCAACCUCAAUCAACUCAGCCUCAAUUACUGAUCGAAUGAGUAUUGAUGGGAUCACACAUCCGCAGCCUCUUUCCGGCUCAUAUACGUGCACGGUUACUGGAUGCAACGCGGCGCCUUUCCAGACCCAACACGUCCGUGUUCAUCAUAUAGACAAAGACAAGGACGACCCGCAACUGAGAGAUGUUCUUGCUCAGCGACCAGAUGGACCUAACCGUGGUCGAAGAAGACGCGGCCCACCGGCGUAA
Molecule: messenger RNA, 1266 nt
Organism: Fusarium subglutinans
Lineage: Eukaryota; Fungi; Ascomycota; Sordariomycetes; Hypocreales; Nectriaceae
Product: transcriptional regulator prz1
Exons: 2
Coding region: 1-1266 (421 amino acids)
Source: RefSeq, a predicted model, not a curated record